AUGGAAGAUCUUCCAGGCGCCGACUCUCCUCCUGUAAACGAGGUUGGCCAUGAGCCUGCUGGAAACGACGACCCUCAGGAUCCCUUACGCCCUGAUGUUGAGGACGAAGAUUCUGCUCGUACUCCACCAAUUGCCGAUCCUCACCAAGAUACUGAGCUCGCCGAAGAUGACCAGAACCCACAACUGUCAAUUCCUGGAGACGCGGAUAACGAUGACAAUGACGCCGAUUCAGACGCUCUGAGUGAUGUCGACGAAGCACAAUUCCAGGAUUUCGACCCGAACGCCAUUGCUAUUGAGGAGCGCCCGAGAGUUGUUGAUGCUAGCGGUGUUGCCUUGUUGGGAAAGCACAAGCGCAAGCGUGACGAUGCUGAUGGAGAGGGCAAGAAGAAGCGCAGAGAGGGUCGCCGCGAAAAGCCCAAGCGUAGCAAGCGUGGAGGUGAUGAUGAUGGACAGGACUACGAUGCUUCCGAAGAGCAAGAGGGACGCAGGAGAAAGACAAAGGGCCCAGGCGAGAAGCGCAAGAAGAGAACACCCAGUCCCGAGGACGACUCCAACUUGUCACCAGAAGAGAGACGCAAGAAGGAGUUUUCGCGCAAGCUGGAUGAAGCACUCAAGAAGCCCAAGACAGCCAGCAGACGUAAGGCUGGUAUUGAUCUGGAACAGAUGGCCGAUACCGAGCUCGAGGAGAUGCGUCGUCGUAUGGCCGAGGCCGCCCAAGCCGACACCCAAGCCCGCGACGAUGGAAAGCCUGCUAUGCACAAGCUUAAGCUCCUCCCUGAGGUUGUCGCCCUUCUGAAUCGUAACACUCUGCAGAACGCUCUCGUCGAUCCUGACAUCAACCUUUUGGAAUCCGUUCGCUUCUUCCUCGAGCCCUUGAAUGAUGGUUCUCUGCCCGCCUACAACAUUCAGCGCGAGCUGUUUGCCUGCUUAGCCAAACUCCCAAUCUCAAAGGAUGCUCUUGUCGCCUCAGGUAUCGGCAAGGUCACCCACUUCUACACCCGCAGCACCAAGGCCGAACCUCUGAUCAGACGUCAAGCCGAGAAGCUGGUUGGUGAAUGGACGCGACCCAUCUUGAAGCGCACCGACGACUUCCGCAAGCGCGAAUUCGUCGAGGCAACCUACGACCCCAGCAUAGUUCCCAUGCGCAGCACACAACCCGUGGACAAGGCCGUUCGUGCAGCAGCAGCCAGAAAGGCCGCCCUGGCUUACCCCACCACCACCAACCGCGCUCGUGUGGAAGGCGGUCUUGGUACAUACACCAUCGUACCCAAGAGCGAUCUGUCCAGAGCCGCACCCGGUGUGCGCCGCCCGGGCGCUGCUGGUGACGAUCUCGCUCGCAAGCUUCAAGCACGCUCCAAGAACAACAGGAGAUGA
Molecule: messenger RNA, 1374 nt
Organism: Aureobasidium pullulans EXF-150
Lineage: Eukaryota; Fungi; Ascomycota; Dothideomycetes; Dothideales; Saccotheciaceae
Product: transcription factor iws-1
Exons: 2
Coding region: 1-1374 (457 amino acids)
Biological process (GO): poly(A)+ mRNA export from nucleus
Cellular component (GO): nucleus
Source: RefSeq, a predicted model, not a curated record